UCAAAAAUGGGAAGAGUCCCUCUGGGAGAAGCACCAGAGCCUGACUCAGAUGCUGAGGUUGCAGGGGCUGCAAAGCCACAUCUUUCAGAAGUCACCACGGAGGGGUACCCCUCGGAGCCCCUCGGGGGCCUGGAGCAGAAGGCAACCUCUUCCCUUGUGUCUUAUGUGCGCACAUCUGUCUUCCUGCUAACGUUGGUGAUCUCAAUGAUCCUGGUGCUCCUCUGUGCUUUCCUGAUCCCCUGUCCCCCCAGAGACCUGCACAGCACUUGGAGCCGCCACUUGGGCUCUCAAGCAGGUAGGGACCCUGUCUCCCUGGAAUUGGCUGAUGUGAAUGGAGAUGGCCUGCGGGAUGUGCUUCUCUCCUUUGUGACGUCGAGGAUGGGAGUGCAGCAGGUCAACUGCUAAUCUGUGUGCCUUUCGGGAAUGAAUGGCAGCACACUGUCUAGUCCCCUCCCAGAGGAGGCCCAAGAUAUCACAUGUUUGGAUCUGAUACCAGGAAAUGUGGCUGAAAUCAUCUGCCUUGUGACAGGGACGCAUAAGAUGCUCAGCGCAUUCAAUGCAACGUCAGGAAAAGCCAUCUGGACUUUAAACGCAAACUACCUGUCCAACGGUACCUUGGCUGCCCCCGUGGUGGUGCUGCCUGACUUGGAUGAGGAUGGUGUCAGAGACCUAGUAGUUCUGGCCAUUGGGGAGAUGCAGCCAGAUCUAUGCUUUCUGCUGGUGUCUGGCUGGACGGGGAGUCCAGUGGGCCGACCUGUGAAGUACAACAUCAUGGGAGUGGGGAAUCUGAUUGGGCCUCAGGUUUACAUCACUGCAAAUGGAGCUGUCUACAUCCUGUUUGGCUUUGGAAAUAUACAAGCUGUCGCCCUGCGGGACAUUUUUGUUCAGGCCCAAAAUCGAGACAGCUCACCACCUUCUCUGCAGAUAGAAGAGCCAGAAUGGGAAAAGAGAAGAUCCAUCAACUUGUCUGAGCUCAUUGACGUGUACAGUGAUGGUGUUGAGCUACUCCAGAUGGUGAAGGCACCAGAUUCCAACUGCAGCAAUCUCCUGGUUACAACCAGACAAGGCCUGGUUCUGCUUCGGGGGCAAAAUCUUACACCCUAUUGGACACUGAGCCUUCAAGGCAUACGUAGCCAGCCUACUCCUGGAUAUUUCACUGAUGAUCAGACAUUAGACUUCCUUCUGCAGAUACAGGAUGGACUUGGGAUGAAAAAGAUGAUGGUGGUGGAUGGUGACUCUGGCUCCAUCGCUUGGAGUUACAGUGCUCCGUGUCACAUGAAAGAAGCACCGACCACCUCGGCAGUGACUUCAGAUCAGAAGUCUGUCUUCCUCUUCUGGGCUGAAGGACUGUCACCUGCUUAUCCCAAUUCUGAUGCUGGAGUGGGAGCUGAGCCACCCAGCCUCCACCACCUUUACCUCCUGCACCCAGCCUUCCCCUCCAUCUUCCUGGACCUGGCCAACACCUCAGGCACAGUGACAGCCUCAGAGGUUGGAAUCAACGACCUUUGGAAAGAUGCCUUUUAUGUCACCAGGACAACAGGGCCAAGCUCUGAAGGGCAUCCAGCACCCCUGGUGGUCAGCAAGCUUAGUCUACGGUGGGCAUUGAUGGAGGGCCAAAUGGUCCAACUGAAGGAGACCACCCCCAAAAUUGGCCGUGGGGAGCUGCGAAGAUUCCUUUCUAGGAUUAAAUUUGUUGAUUCUCCCUACCAGAUCUAGUCUGAUGAAAUAAAUCUUCAGUUUCAGAAGAGGUAAACAGAAUGGGUCCCUUCCAUCAGUAUAAAAGCAGUUCUUUGGAGAGAUGACUACUUUGGCCUCAUUUUCACACUUGUCUGUGAUCCUUGCACUUUGGAAGGCCUGUUGGAGCUCUUUGAUAACAGCAUGAUCGGCUUGGCUGGGGGUAUCUUACACCUUUCCAAUCCCUGCAUUAAUCCCCUCUAGGAACUCGGUGUGGAGAGUUUGGAAAUGUGAAUCUUAUAGGUGUAUUAUUAUUUUGUAUGUCUAAUUUAUAAACUCUUGCUGGGAAUCCAGUGAAGACUAUGGCUAGGAAAUAUUUUGUUUUACAUUAUGCUGUUUAUAUUUUUUUAGUGUCGUGGUGAUGUUAUUUUCCAGACAUUCCCUAAGAUUCAGGGAUCCUAUUUCCUGUUGUCCUGAUAUACAUCUGGUCUGGUCAUCUUGAGACUUCCAGAUGGCCCACCUCCGAUUUUGAGGAUUAUUCAUCUUUCUCUCCUUCCACUUAUACCAUAGCUACUUCCCAACUAUGGACAGCAAUGACAAGGAUUGGUAGUGGAGGACUAUUAGCCAUGUAGUGUUUUCAUCUAUUCCUUUUCGAGAUUUUCCAUCUAUAUCAGUAAGUGGCCAUAAUAAUUAACAUGUCCCUAUCACAAUGGGAGCAAGAGAAAUACUGUUUCAAUGACCCACCUCUGACCAGGUUCAUAUGUGGUGUUGUAUGGGAUCUCAGUGGCUCUGCCACUUGUGGUUCUUGUUCCUGCAGUAACAUCAGAGGGUAUAUGUGUCUGCUGUCUUCAAUUCAGAACUGGAAGCCAGGUUCUGGGAGGCCUGUGUCCUUGUCCUGCUGCAUUUUCACUCUGUUUUCUUUGCAUCAUCUCCUCAAGGGCAUCCUCCUCCCCUUCCUCCCCUGGUUUCUCUAUUUUAUUCAGGGAUAUGUUUCUGGACUUCCUUUGCUACUCAAGUCCAGUGUGCGACCACUCUGCCCUGCACCUCUCCCUUCCUGUACAGCCUUUGAAGCAUUGUAUUUUGAGAAAAUUCUUAUGUAAAUACUGUAACUUUUGUAAAUGGUUAAGUUCUUUAGAAUUAUCUCCAGUGCUUACUUCCCCCUUUCUUCUAUGUAUAUUUGUUGCCUCUAUAUUUAAAAUUCUCUCCUAAACUUCUAGGUCUUUGAAAUUGUUUGUAUAGCAGAAAAUUCCCUGGUAGCUUAUGGAAAAAUGCUUUUUUUUCUUCAUGAGUAAUUUUGGUAGGUCUACCUUGAAAAUCAGGUUCUCUCCUAGCUUGGGCUUUUUUUCUAGCUUGUGUUAAUAAAGGAGCUCCAGGAAAUUAUGGAUUCCAGAUAAAAGGAUAUCUGUUAAUUGUCCAUGGAUAGGUAUUAUAACUGGAGGUUGGCAGCCAUAAAUCCAAGCAGGCAUGUCAUGUGACCUGCAGUCUGUCUGGCCUAUAGCUUAUCCUCACUAGGUUUCUAGGUACUGCCUUCAGAUCUAGAAAGCUUAUUCAAUUUCAACACUUUGGAAGUAUGUGGGUCCAAAUUGACUCUUUGGGGGAACAAUUAAGAGGAUACCUGGGUAUGGAGAUGACCCUAGAUUCAAAAUUUAAAUCUACUUGAGUAUAAAAGCCUAGGAGUAAUUUGUAGUGAACUGAACUCCAAAAUGGUGGUGGUCCUGUGGCUUGCUGAGCCACCCAACUAACUGUUGUCUACCAUGUUGAGGCUUUCUGAGAAGCUAGCCAGCCAGUGUAGGUAGGAGUCAAAUGCAACUUGUUUAUGGGGAACUUGUUUUGGUGAGAUUGUUUUCAGCAGAGGAUCGUGUUUGUGCAGGGUGAACCUCAGACACAAAUAAGAGGAAAGAACAACAACAUUGCUGAAUUCUCCCUGGUGUUUUGGGAACUAACUUAACUUCUCCUUACUACAAGUUUGAAUCUCUACUUGCUAAACACAAUGGAAGUUCUAGGUUUACUUCCUCUUACAGCUAGUACAGGAGGAUAUUGCUAGUGGCUGAAGUCUGAGGAAGCUUCAUCUGGCCAAAGUGGGUGGUGCUGGUCUCUUGUCAAAUGUAUCCCUAAACUUCCUUCUUGCAGAUAGCCAUCCACUCAGAUCCAAGAUAGGAAGUGCUCCUUUCUCUCCACAAUCCCAACAUGGGGUUGCCACCAAAACCAAUAUGACCACUGUUUAGUAGUAAUGACUUCUGCAAUGCGAGGGUCUUCCCUGCCUCUCAAUCUCCUCUCUUUCCCUUUGCAAACCCUCCUUUCUGCCCUAGACAACAUCCUCACCUUCUUCCAAUGUGUGAUCUGGUAAUACCAACUAACCCAUGAAUGUGAAUUGCUAUCCUUAUUACCCACAUCAAAGAUAAGCCUGCUGAUCCGUUGUCAGAAAGCACUAUUUAAAAUGUGAACUGUUACAGAACAAAUAAAUACUAUGU
Messenger RNA from Sciurus carolinensis (gray squirrel), 4145 nucleotides. RefSeq names its product family with sequence similarity 234 member B (gene Fam234b). The record is from RefSeq and is a predicted model, not a curated record. NCBI's taxonomy places the organism in Eukaryota, Metazoa, Chordata, Mammalia, Rodentia, Sciuridae.